GUCAGGUCGUGUCCCUGUGAAGACGCACACAAUUCAGGAAAAACAAGUUUGGAGACAUUUCAGUUUGUCAUCCUCCCUCCUCUUAGUCUUUCUGUGUUCUUCUUUCAGGUACACAGCCUUCCAGUUACUGCAGGUGGUUUAUUUCUGCCUGUGACUUCGACAAAGAUCAUGAACUACUCUCAGCCUUUCUCGCUGCUCAACGAGAGCCUGAGACCUCGAUGCACCACCAGUGAACAGCUCUACUCCUCCCUGAACCGAAUGGAGGACAAACAGCUGGGCUCCCUCAGGAGCCGCUCCUCAUCUUACCGACCAACGGUUCUCCCAGCAGAACCAGAACCAAGAGUCUAUGUGACCUCAGCAGAGCCGGAUGAUCCUGAGGAACCCGAAGACGAGGCAGAGCAGGAGGAUUUCGUCUGUGAUGGCUUUAAAGAAGGAAACUGUGCUGAUCUGCUUUCCAUGAGCAACUCAAUCCUCAUCACUGAGAUGAACUUAAAAGGUCUCAGUGAAGAGGAGCUGGCUGACGAGGACAGUGGCUCCUCACACUCCGAGGAGAAAGACAAUCAAGGUGAACUGAACUCAGAGGAGUCAGUGUCUGUCUGCUUGGCCAGUGAAGGUGGGAAAUCUCUCCAGAGGAGCUACAUUAACGGGACUUUACCAGACCUGCUGAAGAAUGGCAGGCCGCUCAGCAGACGCAGGACACUGGGACAUGUCUCUGACACGCUUAAUGAAGUGCGCAGAGAAGUGGAGCUGUCUCGCAAACGAAGCAUCAGGCUCAAGGCCCAGGUGGACAAACUGCAGGAGAGCAGAGAUGGGCCGGGCUGGAGCCAGCACAGAGAGAGGGUCACAGAGGAGGUCCUGUCCGUUCUGCGGCUGCUGCACCCGCUGACAGAGUCCGAGUCCAGCACACCUGAACCCUCUCCCGGGGAAAACUGUCUGGACGCCGCCCUGGCCCAGCUGCAGAGUGUGGCCCGCAAACUGGCAAUUAGCAACACCAAACAGGAGUUCAAAUCUGGACAAGGCAAAGGAGCAGAGGACAUCGCUAUCCUGCAGCAGGCUCUGCGGGACAGAGAUGAGGCAAUAGAGAAGAAGAAGGCGAUGGAGGACGAGCUGCUAAGGAGCAAGACAGACAUGAUGACGCUGAACAACCAGCUGCUGGAGGCCGUACAGAAACGUCUGGAGAUGUCGCUGGAGCUCGAGGCCUGGAAGGAGGACGUUCAGCUAAUGCUCCAACAGCAGCUUAGGAUUCAGCAGGAGGCGGAGCAGGCCCAGAAGAAGCCCUCCCGCCUGGGCAUCCUGAGGAGAAACAAUCGACCGCCGGUCCAGCGGCCAUCCAAUUUCCCUUUGUCUGCUCCCGCCCCUCCCACCACCAACUCAAGCCAAAUCUUCAUCUCCAGAGCUGCGGUUUCUGCUCCCAGCACGUCUCCUUCUACCAGCACCCAACGCAACUGGAGGGACAAGUUGAAGCGGGGCAAGAGCAGUCGUCAAGGAGAAGAUGCAGUGGGGCAGGAUUCAGAGUAUAAUAGAGAUGACAGCGGCUUCCAGGUCGUAUCACUUGAUUGAAGCAGUGAUAACUUUGCACUAAGUACAUUCAAUCUGAUACUCAUCUCUCCUGUGUAACAAUUUAGUCUCCCUCCAGUCAACGAGGUAAUUGAACUUUCUGAGGAGAAACCAUGUCAAACACAAAUUAUUACAGCAAACAUGUCGUGGAUCUUUGACUCAUGUAAUUUAUAUAUAUAACUAAUUCAUAAUUAUGAAUGAGCCAUGUAUUUGUUUAAUACCGUUUACACUUAAUGCUUCACAUUUAAUCUCCUGAACAUUGUUAUUGUUGUCAUGUUGUAAAUACAUGAAAUUUAGACAUUGUGAGACACUGUCAUGUCAUCUCUGAUCCUUCAUUUUCUGCACUUUUGUUUGUUGCAUUUUCAAGAUUCAAAAGAAAAAAAAAACACUGCAGAUUUUUGCUAUUUUAUUGUAUAAUAUCAGUUUGUACAUUUUCAAUAAUAUAUAAUCCACUCCUAUAUGGGCUUGCACACAUUUAAAAUGUAUAUAUAUAUAUAUAUAUAUAUAUGUAUAUAUAUAUGCCAUUAUUUCGAAUAAGCGCCACCAAUGUGGGAACAAACUGAGACGUAUAUAGCACAGCAAAGUCACACCCGAUGACAAGAGAAAAGGCAUGCUCACAGAGAAACAAUAUACAAUCCUGAACAGAUGAUUACAGUCUCCAAACCGCUUUACAAUGUCACUGAAUAAAUUCACUUUUCUAUAUUGUUGACACAGAGCUCCCUUUUGACGUAUUUGUGUCCCACUGUAACACCAUAGAAGCUGAAACAGGACCUGCAUUCAAAUG
Molecule: messenger RNA, 2341 nt
Organism: Seriola dumerili (greater amberjack)
Lineage: Eukaryota; Metazoa; Chordata; Actinopteri; Carangiformes; Carangidae
Gene: bicdl2l
Exons: 6
Coding region: 169-1560 (463 amino acids)
Biological process (GO): Golgi to secretory granule transport; vesicle transport along microtubule
Source: RefSeq, a predicted model, not a curated record